AUGACCAAUAUUUUUCAAACAGCCCCUUCAUCUUCUUCUUGUUCUUCGCCUCGAUGCAUCUCAUACGAUGCUUUCCUCAGUUUCCACGGCAAGGACACACGUAAGAAUUUUACGGCCCAUCUGUAUACAUCUUUGAAACAGGGAGGAAUUUUUGCUUUCAGGGAUGAUGAAGAACUAGAGCGAGGAGAAUAUAUUUCUGAAAAGCUUUUGAAAGCAAUUGAAGAAUCUAAGUUUGCGAUUGUAGUUCUCUCACGAAACUACGCUUCUUCGAGAUGGUGCUUGAUUGAACUCGCCAAGAUCGUCGAAUGCAUGGAAAGACGGGGCUGA
This is a messenger RNA of Carya illinoinensis, 327 nucleotides long. Its product is annotated as TMV resistance protein N-like. NCBI's taxonomy places the organism in Eukaryota, Viridiplantae, Streptophyta, Magnoliopsida, Fagales, Juglandaceae. The coding region runs from base 1 to 327 and encodes 108 amino acids. The transcript has a single exon. The record is from RefSeq and is a predicted model, not a curated record. Gene Ontology annotation, biological process: signal transduction.